Molecule: messenger RNA, 531 nt
Organism: Cylindrotheca closterium
Lineage: Eukaryota; Bacillariophyta; Bacillariophyceae; Bacillariales; Bacillariaceae
Source: the annotation of a GenBank genome assembly
AUGGCUGCACGGCCUACCUUCUUAUUGUUUGCCUGGGCCUCGGAAGAAGCGAUCAAUCAUGCCGAAGCAAUCUUUGGACCUGACGCCUCUAAAUUGAAAGGCAAGUCAACAAGACCAACUCCAAAGAAGACGUACAACAACUUCUUCAGUCCACCAUAUCAGCACAAUCGAUCUAUUAUCGUCUGUAUUGAUCACAUGGAGAUCAAAUAUGCUAAGUUUCUCACCUGCAUUGAUACCACUGUACGUUAUCGCUCAUGUAUUCCCGUGCAGAACCUGAGGACUGACCCUGUAUUUGAAGCAUUGGAUAAGAUAUUCCGCCGCUACAACAAGGCAGGCUUUCAAGUCAAGACGAUCAAGUGUGAUUGGGCGCUCAUUCCUCUGACGGAUGAUAUGCUAGACAAUAUGGGUGUUACUAUUGACCCAACUGCAGCUGGAGACCACGAGCCUACCUCUGAGCAAAACAAUAGGACAAAGAGUCAGAGUAGCUCUUGCACAAUUACCCUACAAAGUGGUCCCAAAGGUGAUCACUGA